Odocoileus virginianus texanus is the source of this 3289-nucleotide messenger RNA. It is a transcript of the gene HEYL, whose product is annotated as hes related family bHLH transcription factor with YRPW motif like. Lineage: Eukaryota; Metazoa; Chordata; Mammalia; Artiodactyla; Cervidae. Gene Ontology annotation, cellular component: nucleus. The record is from RefSeq and is a predicted model, not a curated record. Gene Ontology annotation, molecular function: DNA-binding transcription factor activity, RNA polymerase II-specific; protein dimerization activity; RNA polymerase II cis-regulatory region sequence-specific DNA binding. Gene Ontology annotation, biological process: regulation of neurogenesis; Notch signaling pathway; regulation of transcription by RNA polymerase II.
CGCGCUCAUGAUGAAGCGGCCCCGGGAGCCGAGCGGCUCCGACAGCGAGUCCGACGGACCCAUCGACGUGGGCCGCGAAGGCGAGCUGAGCCAGAUGGCCCGGCCGCUGUCCACCCCCAGCCCUUCACAAAUGCAAGCCAGGAAGAAACGCAGAGGGAUCAUAGAGAAACGGCGCCGGGACCGCAUCAACAGCAGCCUUUCUGAACUGCGGCGCUUGGUCCCCACUGCCUUUGAGAAGCAGGGCUCCUCCAAGCUGGAGAAAGCCGAGGUCCUGCAGAUGACGGUAGAUCACUUGAAAAUGCUCCACGCCACUGGAGGCACAGGAUUCUUUGAUGCCCGAGCCCUGGCGGUCGACUUCCGGAGCAUCGGUUUUCGGGAGUGCCUCACCGAGGUCAUCAGGUACCUGGGGGUCCUGGAAGGACCCAGCAGCCGUGCAGACCCAGUGCGGAUCCGCCUUCUCUCCCACCUCAACAGCUAUGCAGCCGAGAUGGAGCCUUCACCCACGCCUGCCGGCCCCCUGGCCUUCCCUGCCUGGCCCUGGUCCUUCUUCCACAGCUGUCCCGGGCUCUCUGCCCCGAGCAACCAGCUCGCCAUCCUAGGAAGAGUGCCCGGCCCCAUGCUUCCCAAUGCCUCCUCUCUGGCUUACCCCAUCCCGGCCCUCCGAGCAGCCCCCUUGCGCAGAGCUGCUGGCGCCAUCCUGCCAGCCCGGAGGAAUUUGCUGCCCAGUCGAGGGGCAUCUUCAGCCCGGAGGGCCCGCCCCCUGGAGAGGCCAGCUGCCCCCCUGCCUACAGCCCCUGGUGGCAGGGCCAUCAGGAGCAGCCACGUGGCACCCCUUCUUCGGUCUCCUUCCCCUGUCCCCCCUGGUGUGGUGGUGUCUCCUGCUUAUGUGGCUGUUCCUGGCCCCAGACCUUCUUCCCCAGGGCCAGCUGGGAGGCCAGCAGGAGCUAUGCUCUGUCGCUCCUGGGUCUCCGAGAUCACUGAAGUCGGGGCUUUCUGAGCUGGCUUUGCUCCCAGGAAGGAGGAGAGUUCUUUUUCCAGGAGCUCUAAAAAUGGCGUUGCCUUUUCUGCUCUGCUUCCUGGACUGGUUAUGUAUGAAGGUGUCUUCUUCACCCAUCCAAGGAACCCUCCUCCUUUGGCUCAUUUCCCCUCCUCACUGCUUGUCCCAGCUUCUCCUGGAGCUGUUCUGAUCUCAGAGUAUGGGUCUCAUUUCUUCUCUGGACAGAGGAGUCCCAGGAGAGUCCCCCAAGAGCUGUGCCCAAACCCCUUUCCUGCCUGAGAACAAAUGGGGCAGUAGGCAUUAAUCUCAGGUCUGGGAACAACGCUUUAAAAGGCAUAAUGACCUAUGGCGUGCUGCUUCCCUAGAGAUCAGACCCCAGCCAGGCGCAGUGACUGCCUGGCUGCAGACUUCCCAGGCCCCUGGGCCGGGACAUAGUGUCUGUUUCACUUCCUGAGAUAGUAACCUCGCAGGGCCCACAAAGACGUCUCCUGGGAACCCUGUCUGCCCAGCCCACCUAUCUCCUCCCCCAUCCCAGUGACCCCCAGAACAGACCUGCUGUCCACCACGGCCGAGACUGGGGACUGGGAGCUCAGCAGGGCCGGCGCCUACGCUCUUCCCAGCUAACACCGCCCCCCCCCCAGGUGACCACCGUUCCCUGCACACAGCGGGAGGUCUCUGGGCUCCGUGACUGGUGUCCUCACCCCCAGGCCUCGGAUGGUGCCCUCAGACAGGAGCCAGGCUUGUGCAGCAGAGAGCCCGGCUCCCUGCCUCCCGCAUGCUCACCGUUCUGGCCUGUGGUCCCGUCGGAUACACAGCACAGAAGCCGCGUUCCCACGUGACGGCGCCCAGAGAGGAAUCCUCUUGGGAUUCAGCACCAGACGUUUGUGCUGCCUGCUUUGCAUCCGGCUCACGGAGCCCAGACGGCUGGGAUCGCCAAGGGCUGUCAGGCUGGACAAAAAUAGCUGUGAGGAGGGGCGAGAGGAAGGACAGUCAGAGGCGGCUCGGCCCUUCAAGGUCACGCAGUGGGCCGAGGGCCUCCGAGGGCCUGGGAUCCUCUUCACCUGGGAUUCCACGCGGCUGGCUUUGCCCAAAGGCCACUGCAUUCCCGAGUUCCCGCCUGCCACUUUCCCUCUAACGGAACAAAUGGCCCAGAGACCUUUCCCAGUGGGACAACAGAAACUGAACAAGAUGGGGAGGAUCAGAGCUGACACAGCCCACCUAGCGCUGCCAGAUGGUCGUUAAAACAAAGAAACACUGCUGUGCCUGUUGACAAAUACCUGCUUUCCCCGACUGCCUCCAGGUGCCCCCACCACGUGGCUUUUCCCCAGGACCCCGUGCUGGUUAACACCAGGCUGACCCAAGGCCUCGGGGCCCUCCCGCUGGCAAGUCAUUGGUGCUCACUGCACAGUUAUCAAAUGCUUCUAAUGUCACCCCUGGAAGAGUCUCCCACCCCUACCCUGUGAUGGAACUACCCUCCCCAGAGGCUGAGUUUGGGGAGACUGCAUGGGCUUAAAAAGAGUUUGCAAAAGCCCUGGGGAGAAAGGGCCCUUUCAGACAAGUGGGUAGGAGAGCAGAGAUCGUUUAAAUGACCCAGAAAGCUCUUUUGAGAAGGCGAAUUCCUCAAGGAGGGAUAAAGAACUAAAGGCAUUCUUUUACGCCUCAGUGUGAGGUGGUUGGAUCAGAUUCUGCUGUCUUCCACCUCUUUCUGCGUGGAGAGAGGCGUCAUUUCAGGGAGCGGUCCCUGGCCGGGGGUUGCUGACGCAGGGAGGGAGGGCUGUCAGCAGGUGCCCGGGAGUUGGGAGGGGCCACAGAGGGUGGUGGUGGAAGGCACAGGCCAGCGUCACCUUUCUUACAAGGGGCAGGCCCUCCUCCCCCCCCCCUUCCCUGGCACCCUCCUCCUCCCCGGCCACUGCAGGUGGCGGUUCACUGUGCCCCGGAAGUCAGGUCAGUGCUCCAGUCCUGCAGUUUGACCACCUCCUAGCCCAGGAAUCCAACAUCUGAUGGCAGGACAGUGGGAAACACAUUUUCACAUUUCAAAUACCCUGUUUCAAAAAAAUCAGUUGACACCAUUGAAUGAGGUAGGAAUGACCCAGAACCUUCGGCAUCUUAGUUUCCCUGGGGUUCAUUCUCCCUGAGAGAUUGUGGGGGAAAUGGUGACUAUGUGUAUUGGUUUCCGUGGCUGAGGGCACGUGUAUCUUUGUUUAUAUUCCCAAACCUUGCUGGUGCCCCUGACUCCCGCCCGUUGCGGUUGUCACACAUAAUCAAUAAAGUUUUUUUUAGUUUUUCUGAAAA